UGGUAUCGCGUUGAACGCGCGUGCGUGAGGAAGGAGUUCAUUCAGUAACCCUGGCCCUUGACCAAUCUGAUCGAGUCUGAUCGACCCAACAGCCCGGAGCAGACACAACAGCACGGAAGGAUGUCGCGUAAGGCGAUCAAGGCGAUUAAUUGGGCUGCGCUCCUCGAGAAAAUCCCGGAGACAGAGAAAGCGGCGUAUGCCGCCUUCAAGGCUAAGUCUGAUCAACAUCUGCGACGAAUGGCUGCGUACCCUGAGGAAUAUCCAAAGAUUGACUGGGCUUUCUAUAAGAAGAACAUCUCAAUGCCUGGACUAGUGGACAAGUUCCAGAAGGAGUACGAGUCCUUCUCUGUGCCGUAUCCAGCGGAUAAAUAUACCUCUCUGAUUGAGCAGAAGGAAAAGGAAAUACUUGUCGAGAUGGAAAAGUUUGUGAAAGAAUCCAACAAAAACAUUGCCAAAGCCAACAAGGAGAUUGAAAAGAUACAGAAUAUGUUACCGUUUGCUGAAAUGACGAUGGAAGAUUUCCGAGAUGCUUAUCCGGAAUUUGCUUUAGAUUCAAUUAAUAAACCGACAAUAUGGCCGCACAUUCCUGAAGUACAGCCAGAGAAUGAUCCAGGACCACCAAAAUUUCAUUAGCAUCACAACUCAUAGCAUUCAAAACAGCCAAUGUGUGGAAUGUAGUCCUGAUUUACUUCUAGAAUAAGAUACAAGACUAUGUAUGUAAUUUGGAGAAGAAAUUGUGUAUCCCUGUUGCCAUGGAAUAUAUUUGGAAGUAAACUAAUGUGUCCAGAAUGGAAGGGGAUUAUCCUUUUGUAACACUGCGCUUCUGAAUAUGUUACAAAUGAGUGAGGAAAGAAUGCACCAUUCGAGUGUAUUCGGAUGCAUGUUUGCAGACAGAGACAUUUGCUUAGUCUCAAAACACUUUGUGUGAGAUGAUCCUGAUUAAAAUUUUUGCCACUAAAUAAACGUAUAUCAUAUGCCAUAUAAA
Messenger RNA from Harpegnathos saltator (Jerdon's jumping ant), 985 nucleotides. RefSeq names its product ATP synthase subunit d, mitochondrial. The record is from RefSeq and is a predicted model, not a curated record. Lineage: Eukaryota; Metazoa; Arthropoda; Insecta; Hymenoptera; Formicidae. Gene Ontology annotation, molecular function: proton transmembrane transporter activity. Gene Ontology annotation, biological process: proton motive force-driven ATP synthesis. The coding region runs from base 121 to 633 and encodes 170 amino acids. The transcript is spliced from 3 exons.